ACCCAAAAUGUCACAGUCCUAUCCGUGCUACAAACCCGAUGUGCUACAGGACAUCCUUAAAGCCAAGGAGAGGGGCACAGAAGCAUAUAAAAAGGGACAGUAUGGAGCGGCCUCUGCGGAGUACUCGAAAGCAAUUGCGAACUUCUCCACUGCACCGAUACCAGUCGAUCCCGAAUCUACAACCGAUCCUAAGGCGGAACCGACCGUUCUCUUAGGCACCUUGAAAUCGAACCGCUCUGCCAGUUAUUUCAAUGAGAAAAAGUACGAGGACGCUUUGAAGGACGCAGACGACGCCGUACGAUUGCGACCUGAUUGGGCUAAGGGGUACUUUCGGCGAGCAGAGGUAUAUAGAGUGCUCGCUCGACAUUCAGACGCACUGGAAGCGUACGAAGCUGCCCAUCAAAGGGAUGUUAGAGAUAGGCUAAUUCUGGAAAGGUUAACAAAAACUAAGAUCAUCCUCAAAGAUGCAUCAAUGGGAGUGGCGCUGCACCAGUUGGCACCCGGAAGAGAUCUGUGUCAGAAGUCCUUCAUGACCCCUAUACAAAAUAUGAUUUUCGAGUAUGCCGUACAGAUGAGGAACUUUAUUUAUCUCGUUGAGAAUUUGGCAAGCAAAGAAUGCCUUGUAGUGGAUGCGUGCUGGGAUAUCGAUGGUAUAAUAAAGUUCGCGCAGAAGCGAGGUUUGAAGAUUGUAGGAGCAAUAGCCACACACUAUCACGUAGAUCAUGUUGGCGGCCUCCCACCACCACCAUUCGACCGCUACCGUGUGAGAGUAGACGGAUUAGCAAAGCUCCUCAAAAAGCUACCAAAGAUCAAGGCAUAUGUCAAUCCGGCUGAUAUUCCUGGCAUAUUGAAAGCAAACCCGGAAAUUCCCCAGGAUCGGUUUUCCCAUACCGAGGAUGGAGGGACCUUGUGUCUACCAAUGUCUCUGAAUAUUGGCUUGGGAGGAACAGUGGGCGGUCAAUCAGAUCAUGUCUCUGACGGGCGAAGUACUAUAAUGCAGUUUAUUCACACGCCCGGCCAUACACCGGGGUCACAAUGCGUUUUGAUUAACGGAUGUAAAUUGUUAUCCGGCGACACUUUAUUUAUGGGAGCUUGUGGACGCGUUGAUUUCCCAGAUUCCGAUAGAGAUAAAAUGUACCAUUCUCUGCAGCACAAGCUCGCCACGUUACCCGAUGACGUGAUCGUGUAUCCCGGGCAUAAUUAUGGCGGAGAGAUGACUACGAUAGAAAACGAGCGAGAGCAUGGGCUGUUGAGACCUAAGUCAAAAGACGACUUUUUGAGGGAGGUUUCAAACACAUGAAUUUGUGAUUUAGUCGGAUAGCGGAUGUAUUUAUUUAAUCAGUCAAGAAGUCCCAAUUUUGGAAUAAUGGAAUAAAGAGAUAUCUUCAGUGGCCCGGCACAA
Molecule: messenger RNA, 1402 nt
Organism: Spizellomyces punctatus DAOM BR117
Lineage: Eukaryota; Fungi; Chytridiomycota; Chytridiomycetes; Spizellomycetales; Spizellomycetaceae
Exons: 8
Coding region: 8-1300 (430 amino acids)
Molecular function (GO): protein binding
Source: RefSeq, a predicted model, not a curated record